Achroia grisella is the source of this 1323-nucleotide messenger RNA. RefSeq lists its product as uncharacterized. The coding region runs from base 97 to 867 and encodes 256 amino acids. The transcript has a single exon. Lineage: Eukaryota; Metazoa; Arthropoda; Insecta; Lepidoptera; Pyralidae. The record is from RefSeq and is a predicted model, not a curated record.
CAAAUUUUUUGAUUCAAUAUAUUUUUCUUAUUAUUUUAUUUUAGUUUUGUGUUUUUAAUAAUUUUAUUACUUUAUAAUUUUUAGUUUUAUCCCAAAAUGUUACUAAUUUACUUUUAUUUUAAUCUCCUGUUUCUUCCUUUACUAUAUGGAAAGAAUUCAAUUGAACAUGACACAAAUACAAAUAUGCCAUCAUCGAAAAAAUCACAUGAAGAUGAUUCAAAUAUUGCUAAAGUAACAUUAGUUAGCGAAGGUGGCCCUAUUUUACCUAUUACAUCUCCCUUGACAGUGCUCAAGGAGAAUCAUACUAAUCUUAUAAGCAUAGAUAAAGAAUUUGGUAAAAAUAAGGAACGACCAGUUGUACCUCGUAAAGGUGUUAAAUAUCCAACUUCACAAGAAAAGAAAUCCCUUUCGAAUAAUACUACGGAACUACCAAAAGAUUCCAAGCAAAAUAAAUCGACUACCUCUGCAAUAAUUUCUAUGUCUUCAAAAGAUAAUAAAAACAAGGAAACAACAGAAAAAGUUAAUAAUGUGCCAGAAAUAAAAAAUAUAACUGUACUACCAUUGAAGCCUACUGUGCUAUCAUAUGAAGCCCUUGCAGAAGUAGAUGAACAUACUAAGAAUGAACAAUUAUCAAUUAAGUCUUCAUCCGAAUCUGUUAUCGACCAAAUACCCAAUCCAAAUGUAAAAAAAAUUGAGGCCAUGAACUCCAGCCGUCCUGAUUUGAUCAUGCCUGUUGUUAUUACUAUAUUAACAGUGCCAUUAUUUGCUGUAUUGGGUUACAUGGCAUUACGCCGUGGUCAGGAAGCAUGGAAAAAUAGGCAUUAUAAGAGAAUGGACUUUUUGCUUGAUGGUAUGUAUAAUGAUUAGAGAUGUUACAGAAAGAAGAGAAUUGUAAAUAAUUUGUACAAGAGAAUAGUAAACAUUUCUUAUAAGAUGUUUUUUUUACAAAGUUCUUGGUAUGUAUUUAAAUAAUAAAAAAGGAAAAGAAAGGCAAAUGCCUAACAGUAGGAUGCAGAUUACCCUAAGAAAAGGGGUGUAACUUAAUGUAAACAUAUACUCUUGUGUUAUAGACUGCAAAUAAGAGUAUAUGUUUAUAGACAACAGUAAGAUCUUUUGAAACAUAAUGGUGCUUAUUAUGUGCCUUAUUAAAAAAGUAUUGAAAAUAUAUAAUAGAAUAUUUUAUUAUCAAUUACAAUAUGUCAUAUUAACUGUGUUGAUAGAUUGUCUUCCAAGAUGAAUAAAAUUAUUGUGAUAUUAACAGAAUUUAUUCUGAUAUUAUAUUAUUGUUAUUAUUAUGAAGAUAAGUGGUUACCAAAAAUUGUU